This is a messenger RNA of Sporisorium graminicola, 909 nucleotides long. RefSeq lists its product as uncharacterized. Gene Ontology annotation, cellular component: endoplasmic reticulum membrane. Gene Ontology annotation, biological process: fatty acid elongation, polyunsaturated fatty acid; sphingolipid biosynthetic process; fatty acid elongation, monounsaturated fatty acid. The record is from RefSeq and is a predicted model, not a curated record. Lineage: Eukaryota; Fungi; Basidiomycota; Ustilaginomycetes; Ustilaginales; Ustilaginaceae. The coding region runs from base 1 to 909 and encodes 302 amino acids. Gene Ontology annotation, molecular function: fatty acid elongase activity. The transcript has a single exon.
AUGGUCUCGAGCAUCAUCUACGACACGAUCGUCGCGGCCAUCCCGCCAAGCAUCAAGGCGCAAACCCCUGUGCACCUCUUGGCAUGGAGACAUGGCGAAUCACCUCUCUCCACGGUGCCCUCGUUGGUGGCCGCCGUCAUCACAUACCUCGCUGUCAUCUUUGGCGGUCGCGAACUCAUGAAGAACCGCGCUCCUUUCACCACGAGCAUCAAGGUUCCGUUUUUGCUGCAUAACUUGGCGCUCACCCUUGGUUCGGGGCUGUUGCUCGCACUCAUGCUGGAAGAGAUCGUACCCAUCGUGCGUCGUAACGGCUUCUACUACGGCAUCUGCGGCGACGGGGCUUGGACCAUGAAGCUCGAAACGUACUACAUGAUCAACUACUACUUCAAGUACUGGGAGCUCAUCGACACGGUCUUCCUCGUGCUCAAGAAGAAGCCCUUGGCCUUCUUGCACGUCUACCACCACUCGGCCACCGCUAUCCUCUGCUUUUCGCAGCUGCACGGCAAGACGUCGGUCUCAUGGGUCGUCAUCUGCCUCAACCUCGCAGUGCACGUGCUCAUGUACUUCUACUACGCCCUCACCACGCUCAAGAUCCGCUGCCCGUGGAAGAAGUGGGUCACCACCGCUCAAAUCACGCAGUUCGUCAUCGACCUAUUCGUCGUGUACUUCGCAUCAUACAAUUAUUUCAGCUACACUUAUUUCCCGAAGAUGCCUCACUGGGGUACAUGCGCCGGCAAGGAGCACGCCGCUUUCUCCGGUAUCAUCUGCCUCACCAGCUACCUCUUCCUCUUCAUCGCCUUCUACCAGAAGACGUAUGCGAAGGACAAGGCUCGCAAGGCCGCAGCGGCUGCUAAUGCAAAGCUCAACGGAGCCAAAUCGAAUGGCAAGGUCAACGGCAAGUCUCGCUGA